AUGGGGAAGCCUGCUGGGAAGAAGAAAAUUCAAAUUGGAUCAAAAUCCAUUGACGGAAAUGCGAAACAAACCAAAGCUCAGGAUCGUAACUCGAAAGCAUUUGAUGAAGACACUGCUAUAUUCAUUAACAUGUCCCAAGAGUUGAAGGAAGAAGGCAACAAACUGUUUCAAAAACGUGAUCACGAGGGUGCUAUGUUGAAGUACGAAAAGGCCCUCAAAUUGCUCCCUUUUAAUCACAUUGAUGUUGCGUAUCUGCGUAGCAACAUGGCAGGUUGCUACAUGCAAAUGGGUAUUGGUGAGUACCCGAGAGCAAUAAACCAGUGCAAUUUGGCACUUCAAGUUGCUCCCAAGUAUAGCAAGGCAUUAUUGAAGAGGGCAAGGUGUUACGAGGCCUUGAAUAGGCUUGAUUUGGCACUGAGAGAUGUUAAUAAUGUGUUGAGCAUGGAACCAAAUAAUUUGAACGCAAUGGAUAUUGCAGAUAAGGUGAAAAAGGCGAUUGAGGAAAGGGGUCUAAAAAUUGAAGAAAAAGAAAUAGGUUUGCCCCCUGACCAUGCUAAGCCUCAUCAAGCCUCGAUUUCUGAUAAGGUUGUCAAAGAAAAGACAAAAAGGAGGAAAAACAGUAAGUUUGAAAAGAGAAGUGUCGGGGAAGAACCUGAGGAAAAGAAAGUCGAUGAAGUUGAGGAAAAGGAAGUCGAUCAAGUCGAGGAAAAGGAAGUCGAUCAAGUCGAGGAAAAGAAAGUCGAUGAAAUCGAGGAAAAGAAGGCUGAGGAUAAGGUGGUUGUCGAAGAGAAGAGAAGUGUUAAGGAAGAGAAAGUCGUCAUGAAGACUGUGAAAUUGAUUCAUGGAGAGGAUAUAAGAUGGGCUCAGCUACCUGUUAGUUGUAACAUUAAACUUGUGAGGGAUGUAGUUUUGGACCGAUUUCCAACUUUGGAGGGUGUACUUAUCAAGUACAAGGAUCAAGAAGGUGAUUUAGUUACAAUCACAACAAAUGAUGAGCUGAGAUUGGCGGAAGUAUCAGCUGAUCCUACUGGUUUUCUGAGACUGCACAUUGCGGAAGUUAGUCCCAAUAAAGAACCACUUUAUGAGGGAAUGAGCUGUGAAGAGAAAAUGCAACAAACCAAUGGGAAACCAACUACUUUUAGAGAAAACAAUAACAUGGAGAAAGGGCUGACCUGUGUUGAGGACUGGAUUUUCCAGUUUGCGAGGCUUUUCAAGAAUCAUGUUGGGUUUGAUUGUGAUUCAUACUUAGAUCUUCAUGAAAUAGGGAUGAAGUUAUACUCAGAAGCAAUGGACGACACUGUUACAAGUGACGAUGCACAAAAACUCUUUGAAAUUGCUGCAACGAAGUUCCAAGAGAUGGCCGCUUUAGCAUUGUUUAAUUGGGGAAAUGUCCACAUGUCUAGGGCGGGGAAAAGGGUGUCUUUUACAGAAGACAGUUCUGGGGAGUCAGUCUUAGCUCAAGUCAAAACGGCAUACGAUUGGGCGCAAAAGGAAUAUGUGAAAGCCGGAAUGAGGUAUGAAGAAGCUCUAAAAAUAAAACCAGACUUCUAUGAAGGUCUUCUUGCACUUGGGCUGCAGCAAUUUGAACAAGCAAAGCUCUCUUGGUAUUAUAUAAUUGGGAGCAAGGUUGAUUUAGAGAUGGGGCAAUCUUCGCAGGUCUUAGAGCUAUUCAAUAAGGCCGAGGAUAGCAUGGAGAGAGGCAUGCAGAUUUGGGAAGAGAUAGAGGAACAGCGUCUUAAUGGACUGUCCAAAUCGGAAAAACAGAGAGCUGAAUUGCAGAAAUUAGGGUUGGAUGGGCUUUUUAAAGACAUAUCGCCUGAUGAAGCUGCAGAACAGGCUGCCAGUAUGAGGUCUCAGUUAUACCUUCUAUGGGGUACUUUGCUGUAUGAACGUUCUGUUGUGGAAUUUAAAUUAGGUUUACCAACCUGGGAAGAAUGCCUGGAGGUUGCAGUUGAAAAAUUUGGACUUGCUGGAGCAUCAGCUACAGAUAUUGCCGUUAUGGUCAAGAAUCAUUGUUCGAAUGCAACUGCUUUAGAAGGUUUCAAAGUUGAUGAGAUAGUACAGGCAUGGAAUGACAUGGAAAAUAUUGGUUUCUUCAUAGGUAAAUUUGUUUUGGUUGCUUGCUUAUGGAAGCAAACAACGAUUUCAUCAUCCGAGUGUUGCAUUUUGGGUCGUAUUGCUCGUGAUUUAGUUGCAAAGCUUUUUAUAUUAUUAUUUUUCUCCAGUCGACGAUUUUCUCAAAGGCUGAGGAAGUCUCAGUAUUACAAAAUGAAAUUGAUAUUACAGUUGAUUUUGUAA
Messenger RNA from Fraxinus pennsylvanica, 2298 nucleotides. The record is from the annotation of a GenBank genome assembly. NCBI's taxonomy places the organism in Eukaryota, Viridiplantae, Streptophyta, Magnoliopsida, Lamiales, Oleaceae.